CUAUCCAAGAUGACUGUCACUUACUCCAGUAAAGUAGCAAAUGCGACUUUUUUUGGAUUUCAUAGGUUACUCCUCAAGUGGAGAGGGAGCAUCUACAAACUACUGUACAGGGAAUUUAUUGUUUUUGCUCUUCUUUACACAGCAAUAAGUUUGGUGUACAGAUUGUUACUUACAGGAGCCCAAAAACGUUACUUUGAAAAAUUAUCAAUUUACUGUGACAGAUAUGCUGAACAAAUUCCAGUAACCUUUGUGCUUGGGUUUUAUGUCACUCUGGUAGUGAACCGGUGGUGGAACCAGUUCGUAAACCUGCCCUGGCCAGACAGGCUGAUGUUCCUCAUCUCCAGCAGUGUUCACGGCAGCGACGAGCACGGGCGCCUGCUCCGAAGGACGCUGAUGCGCUAUGUCAAUCUCACGUCCCUGCUCAUCUUCCGCUCGGUGAGCACCGCUGUGUACAAAAGAUUCCCAACCAUCGACCAUGUGGUUGAAGCAGGUUUUAUGACUGCUGAUGAAAGGAAAUUGUUUGACCAUCUCAAAUCCCCUCAUUUGAAAUACUGGAUUCCAUUUAUCUGGUUCGGAAAUCUCGCCGCAAAAGCCCGGAAAGAAGGUAGAAUCCGAGACAGUGUUGACCUGCAGUCCUUGAUGACGGAAAUGAACCGCUAUCGCUCUUGGUGCAGCCUCUUAUUCGGUUAUGACUGGGUUGGGAUCCCACUGGUUUACACUCAGGUUGUCACUCUGGCUGUCUAUACCUUCUUUGUUGCCUGCCUGAUUGGACGGCAGUUUUUGGAUCCCACCAAGGGCUAUGCUGGGCAUGACUUAGAUCUCUACAUUCCAGUUUUCACUCUCCUUCAAUUUGUCUUUUAUGCUGGUUGGCUCAAGGUAGCGGAGCAGCUGAUCAACCCUUUUGGAGAAGACGAUGAUGACUUUGAAACUAACUGGUGCAUCGACAGAAAUCUACAGGUCUCUCUUCUAGCUGUGGAUGAAAUGCACAUGAGCCUACCCAAGAUGAAGAAGGACAUUUACUGGGACGAUUCCGCUGCACGGCCACCAUACACACUGGCAGCUGCUGAUUACUGCAUACCCUCAUUUCUGGGGUCAACAAUCCAAAUGGGGCUGUCGGCGUCCUACGCGCCCGCCGAGGACUGGCUGUGGGGGAUCGAGAAGCACGGCCCUCACCGCUCCGUGAUUCGAAAAGUCAAGAGGUUCCUGAGCACCAGUGAGAACCCCUCCAGCCCGCGGAGGCGGCCCUACGGGCGACAGACCAGCGACAGCUCCGUCUUCUUCCCCUCCGUGGACCUCAGCCCCACCCGGGACCUGCUGGACGUGCCCGCGAGGAGCCCCUACCGGCCGCAGGCGUCCAGGAAGCAAAGCCGCGCCCGGGAGGGGAGCCCCAAGCUGCACUCCAGCCUGGGAGAGCUCUCCCUGAUCCGGGAGACCAGCCGCACCAGCACGCUCCAGAGCCUGAGCCAGCAGUCCAGCCUGCGGGCCUCCCCCACCAAGAUGCCGCGGGUGCCCCAGGUGCUCAUCACCGCCGCGGAGGAGCACCUGUGUGACUCCAGCGCCUCUCUGCAGAGCUUGGUGUUCACUGGGGUCCAGCCGAGCAGGACGGGCCCGCAGCAGGACCUGAUGGAGUUAAGCCCGCUGCCUGCCGAGGAGCCCCCUCCUCAGAGCCUCGGUUCCCACACUGUGCCCUGCCAAGCUGAGAGAAAUGCCCUCAGCUUCGGCACGGAUGAAUACCUGGAUGAGAAUGACAUGUUCCCCAAAAGGUGGAGCCUUCCCGGCUUCCUGGAGUCUAGCCAGACCUCCCUGGCAGGGCUGGGUCCCGACCCUGUGAGCUCUGAGCCGACUCUCUUACUCGACCCAGAGACUUCCUCAGAGAUAGCUGGGACUAGCUUUGUGAAUGACUCUCCUGCCCUCGAUGACGUUCUGUACCUAGAGGAAGACCUGGACACCAAGGAAACAGAUAUCAUAGAGUCCUACAAUGAGCACACUGAGGAAUCUCCUAAGGGACAGCCAAGAAGUGCUAGGACCUUGUCCUAGCCUAGAGUCUUACUUCCCCCCAAAGUCCAGCAUUGGUUCCAGAACAUCCCAGAGUGCUGGUCACUAUUUUUCCCCAAUGAUCACACUACCUAAGCUACUUAAACUUCGAAGGGCAUUAUGAUCCUGACUUUCUGAACUAAGAAAAUAAAACACUCACGUCACCCAUCCCAAAGUGGUUGACAUGGGAUUAUAUCAACCACAUGCGCCUAUCUUACCCAAAUAAGGAAUCUUAUAAAAAAUAGAUAUUCAUAGAUUGUUAACUUUGUAAAGGGUGAAAAAGGCCUUAUAGAUCAUAGUUUAAUUCCUUUGUUUUACCUAUGGGGAGACAAAGGAUUCCCUGUUUCUUUCCUGUUUGGUUUUUUUUUCUUUUCUUCAACCAUAGAAACAGGAAGAUGGAUUAUCUAAUGCCUCGUGAGCCACUUCCUCAUUACAGCUGUUUGAGACUGUCUACCAUCUUUCUCCUGCUUUCUAUCACUAUUAUUAAUUCCUAAUCCUUUAGCUUCAGCAGCAGCAAUGGACUUCAUCUGUUUCAAUUUCUUUUUUUCCCUUUCAGGACUUCAUUUUUGCUCUUCUCCCUUUAUCCUCCCAUCCUUAAUUCUCCUUGUUGUCCCAGUCUGGUUUUUCUCUAGUGACUCUGAUCUGUCCCACCUUUCAGGUUCUAUUUUCUCUUGUCACCUUCAUCGCUUACUUGGUUUUCAAAAUAUGAGACCUUGAUGAAAAGUGCCAGAGCCAUCAAAUUUCAACUUGAUGAUUUCCGACUUCUCUCUGGAAUGGUACCUACAUGCCUUUGGCAUCCUGGUGAUCAUGGGUCUUAACACCAAAUGAAACUGAAGCUAAGAGAACACGCAACUUGCAUAACCAGAUGCUAUGAAACCAAAGAAUGACAACAGGGAACCAGUUUCGGAAUGCUGCCAGGCUGUUUUGGAUGAGGUAAACGGUCUUCUUGGUCCUGCCCAGCCAGCCCAGCACUAGUCCCCCAGUAUCUGCCAAAAUUUCAUUGUGCUUCCAACCCCUAAUUUCACCCAAUCUCUACCCCCAACUCCUGGAACACUUGGUUAGAGCUGGGACCUAGCUCUGACCCCCACAGGCCUGCAAGAAAUCCUUAUAAGGCAGUUGUGACUGCCAGGAAUCAGUAGAGAACAGGAGUGCUAGAUCACUGCUCAGACUACCUGGAACCCACCCUUCCCGCCUUAGCACCCACAAACUUCCAGGAUUACUGAAAGAAAUGGAAGGAAUUCAGCUGCUUCAACAAAUGGGGACAGAAAUUCAGGUAAGUCCUCAAGUACAUCAGAACCUUCCACACUGCCCGAGGAUUGAAUCACAGUCCUCUCAAGUUCACUGAACUGAGGAGAUUGUUGGAAGAGUGAUUCAGUAAAAUGGAAAAAAAGAUUGGUGGAAAAGAUUAAAGAAUCCUUUCAAACAGAAAUGAAGGAGUAAAGAAUACAAUAGCAGGUUUCAGCGCAGAAUGGAAAAAGCCAAAAAUUGAAUCAGUGACCUCGAAGACAAGGCACAGGACAUCAUCAAUAAAGAAGAGGUGUCGCUGGAUGUCACUGACCACCUAGAAGAUUAUCCUUUGAGCUCUGGAAGCUUCUACAUGCUGUUGAAUGGUCAUGUGGCACAGGAACCAAGUCUUGUUGACUUAUCCAGUGUAGAACAGGCUCUGCUUCUGCUCGGCCUCGACUAAAACACAAACCAGCAAGUGCAGACACAGUGCCUGAUUGCCUCUGUCCUCUCCCUGCCUCCCAGUGAUAACCACCCUGAUUCCGGCAUCCACAGGUCAGUAAAGACAAAGCCCAUGAACGUCUCUGUCAUCCAAGAAUUUAGGGAUGACUGCCCACCUCGCCUGCAAAGUAAAGAAGGCUGCUCUCUCCCUGCUUCUUUAAUCCCCCCUCGACUUUUCUGUUCAUCACCUCUAGAGCUCCAGGCGUCCACUUUCAGCUCAGUUCAGCUAAGCGCUUGAAAAAUUUACUUUAAAUGGAAUAAAGAAAUGUGC
Messenger RNA from Sorex fumeus (smoky shrew), 4030 nucleotides. RefSeq names its product bestrophin 3 (gene BEST3). The record is from RefSeq and is a predicted model, not a curated record. The transcript is spliced from 11 exons. NCBI's taxonomy places the organism in Eukaryota, Metazoa, Chordata, Mammalia, Eulipotyphla, Soricidae. Gene Ontology annotation, molecular function: chloride channel activity. Bases 10 to 2037 code for a protein of 675 amino acids.